AUGUCGUUCAACUUUCAUGCUCGUCAAGCGCUUCCGCAUGCUCCGGUGACCACGCCUAGUCCGCCAUUAAUGGUCAGAAAGAUUGAAAAAUUGCUCUCUGACAUCAAAAGAGAGUCUCAAUCGCCGCCUAUUACGAGACACCGAUUGGAGCUUCUACUGGAGACUUUCCAAGAUGAGCAACCCAAGCAAAAAAAGGUGACGGAAAUUUGGGACAAGGACAUAUCGAAGUACAAAAUCGUCGACUCGGUGGAGCCGGAAACUGACAAUUGGCGCGACUAUACGUUUGUUGUUCGAGAGCACAUCGAACAAAAAUCCAAAGUAUCCACAACGUACGUCGACGUUAAGGCGGAAUAUCUGCGAGAUAUCUUGGCAGAGAUACUGGAGAACGUGAGGACUGUCAGCAUUAUGGAGGCCAAGCCCUCAGUAAGUGGUGAAGCGACUCGAGGAGUGCCGAAGAUUAAUCUUGAGCAGAUCGAGCAAAACAUCUUGUUCCAGUUUCUGCCUGAGCUCGAAGGCAAGCUGGAGCAGAUAGGCAAAAGCGAGAGCAUUAGCCCAGGCCGCUUUGAGCAACUCCGCCUACUCAUCGAUCAUCUCAAACAGGCCUACGCCCCGACAAUGGAGUGUCUCGGGCCAUUGUUGCAAUGCGAAGAGAUCACCUACGAUCUGCUCCAGGCACUUUUCAAACCAGGAUGUCAUGUGUAUACAAAGUGUCUGGGCUCCCAAAAAUCCCGAUGUGUCGUGUUUGAUGCGGGUGAAGAGGCUACCCAAAAAGGGGUCACCUUCUUCAAACUCGAGUGUCAUUAUCUUGACCACGAUGGGUAUGAGCUUGGGGAAGUGAGAACGGAGCUGGGUAUCGUCAAAUUUCGCGGACGCAGACCGAUUCGUACUCUCGAUGCAUUUCCGCUGCAGUACCAUCCUGAUCGCAGCCGGAUGACUCAGACACUGGUGGAACGCGGUCGCAAGUUCGGCGGUUUGAUCAGACCGCAUGGGCCUCUCAUUCGACAUUGCAAGGGUCGAGCUUUCAUUAUGGAAAGAGGGAAGCCCCAGGCAGUAAACAUUGAUAGCGUGGUUGCAGUCGAUGCCAGCUUGUUUCGUGAAAUGGAACCGAACUACCACCGACCGUGCGUCUCGGACUGCUGGGAAGACGUCUCCUACGUAUACGGAAUGACAGUGAAAGAAGACGAACGUCGAGGGCAACUAGAGAAGGUGAAGGAAAAUGGAAAGACAGUCGAUUCGAUGACAGAUGAAGACUUUCUGAUAUGUUGUCCAACCGUCCGUUGCUUCAGCUUUACUGAAACGAGGUUCUUGGAAUGCGGGGUGGGCGAUCUCACAGACGUGGAGUGGUCAUCAGCGUUCGACCGCUUGCAAAUUCCGGAAGAAACGAGAGAAAUUCUCUUGUCCGCAACGACCUCUCGCCUGUGUCGUGGAAGAGAUGUAGUCUUCGACGAUUUUAUCAAGGGAAAAGGUCGCGGUCUCAAUGUUCUCUUCUUUGGUGAACCAGGAGUGGGCAAAACAUUUACUGUUGAGGCCACCGCCGAGCAUUUUCAGACACCCCUCUACUCAGUCUCUGCUGGCGAAUUGAUGGCUGACCAUGGCGAUCCGUUUCAUUUGGACGCUACUCUCGGUCGUAUCUUUAAAAUCGCGACACGUCUGAACGCAAUCCUCCUCAUCGAUGAAGCGGAUGUGUUCAUGGAAAAACGAUCCUCGUACCAGACGAAUCAUAACCGCCUUGUAACUAUCUUUCUUCGGAAAAUGGAGUAUUAUGAAGGGGUCCUUUUCCUGACGACCAACCGUAUAUUGGAAUUCGAUGACGCCGUUCUGAGUCGCAUUCAUCUAAAGGUGAAAUAUUCAGAGUUGACGAAGGACGCACGAUUGAAUAUUUGGAAAAGUUUCCUUUCCGAGGCCCACACUUUUCAAGGGCCCGCCAUCGUCGAAGCUGGUGAUCUCAAGUGUCUAGCAUCGAUGAAAUUGAAUGGUCGGGAGGCGAGUCAUCUCACGACUGUAAUUAUUGAUAUCGGCUGA
Talaromyces atroroseus is the source of this 2022-nucleotide messenger RNA. RefSeq lists its product as hypothetical. Lineage: Eukaryota; Fungi; Ascomycota; Eurotiomycetes; Eurotiales; Trichocomaceae. The record is from RefSeq and is a predicted model, not a curated record. Gene Ontology annotation, molecular function: ATP binding; ATP hydrolysis activity. Bases 1 to 2022 code for a protein of 673 amino acids. The transcript is spliced from 6 exons.